Messenger RNA from Oncorhynchus keta (chum salmon), 4664 nucleotides. Its product is annotated as NACHT, LRR and PYD domains-containing protein 12-like. Gene Ontology annotation, molecular function: protein binding. Lineage: Eukaryota; Metazoa; Chordata; Actinopteri; Salmoniformes; Salmonidae. The record is from RefSeq and is a predicted model, not a curated record.
UGCUACCCUUGGGGAGAGAGGAGCUGCAACCAGGAGAGACUGUGAUCCUGCUAGUGAAGAGCUUAACGAUUGGUGAUUGUUGGGGCACAUUUGGCAGGAUCUUCAGUGACAAAGACUGCUCAACUUGCUGAUUUCUCACAAUAUGCCACCAGGGUCGUCUCAGUCACCAGGUCUUAACCCAAUUCAACACUUACGGGAGGUUCUGGAGAGGCGCCAUCAUCAAAAAAUAAAUACAUGGAAUUUGUCGUGGAAGAAUGUCACAUACCUCCAAUAGAGUUCCAGACACUUGUAGAAUGUAUGCCAAGGCAUAUCGUAAGAGCUAUAAAGAGAGAGGGAGUGUUAGAGAGAACAGGCAGAACCUGAUAUGUAAAUGAGUAGAGCAAAUGAAAGUAACUUUCUACUACCGAAUGAUCAUUCCAGACUCUGCUUCUGUUGAGAGAGAAAUAUAAGGGGUCAGUGAUCUAAAAUGAGUCUGGGGCCCUGCUUCUAAAAUGAGUCUCCCUGGGGAACAUGACACCAAAGCUAAGAGGGCUCAGUGCUAUAAAAUGAGUCUCUCUGGGGAGAGAGAGGAGGGGGUCCCUGCCUCUAAAAUGAAUCUCUCUGGGGAGAGAGAGGAGGGGGUCCCUGCCUCUAAAAUGAAUCUCUCUGGGGAACAUGACACCAAAGCUAAGAGUCCAAUCAAGCAGGAGAGACCAGCCUCCCCUGUACCCAGCUGUGUGUCCAUGAAGAGUGAUCGGUCUAUGCGUCAACCUAUAGUGUUUAGAGAGGGAGACUUUUCACCUGAACAAAGAAACCAACAGGAUCGAUCAGAGAUUCUCAGUGGUCAGUCUUCCCAGAGUCAUCAAACAGACCUGGCCUCCAUAUUCAGUUUGCUUGAAGAGAAUAUUAUGAUAUUUGUGAAGAAUGAGCUGACAAUGUUCAAGAGGAUUCUUAGUCCAGAAAUCCCAGAAGGCUUUGAGAGUCAGAAGCAGGAUAAGGAAGUGGAUGCUGAAGAUGAGAAGCAGGAGAGCAGUGCCAGAGAGGGGGCUCUGAAGAUCACACUGCACAUCCUGAGGAAAAUGAAUCAGAAGGAGCUUGCUGACGCACUGGAGAAAAAUGAGCUUGCUGUGAUUUACAAACGUGAACUCAAAUCUAAUCUAAAGAAGAAGUUUCAAUGUGUAUUUGAGGGGAUCGCUAAACAAGGAAACCCAACACUUCUCAAUAAGAUCUACACUGAGCUCUACAUCACAGAGGGCGGAACAGGAGAGGUCAAUAAUGAACAUGAGCUGAGACAGAUUGAGACAACAACCAGGAAACAAGCAAGACCAGAGACUGCAAUCAAAUGUAACGACAUCUUCACACCCUUAACUGGACAAGACAAACUUUUCAGAACUGUGCUGACAAAGGGAGUCGCUGGCAUUGGAAAAACACUCUCUGUGCAGAAGUUCAUCCUGGACUGGGCUGAAGGAAAAGCAAAUCAGGAUGUCCAAUUUGUAUUUUCAUUCCCUUUUCGGGAGCUGAAUUUAAUAAAAGGGAAAAAACACACUUUGAUUGACCUUCUCAAUCACUUCUCAAUGGAAAACAAAGAAUCAAGAAUCUCCAACUACGACAAGUACAAAGUUUUGUUCAUCUUUGAUGGUCUGGAUGAGUGCCGACUGCCCCUAGACUUUCAGAAGAACAAGUUCUGUUGUGAUGUCACAAAGUCAACCUCAGUAGAUGUUCUAUUGACAAAUCUCAUCAAGGGAAAUCUGCUUCCCUCUGCUCUCCUCUGGAUAACUACCCGACCUGCAGCAGCCAGUAAGAUCCCUUCAGGUUGUGUUGACCAGGUGACAGAGGUACGAGGGUUCAAUGACCCACAGAAGGAGGAGUACUUUAGGAAGAGAUUCAGUGAUAAGGAUCUGGCCAGCAGAAUCAUCUCGCACAUAAAGACUUCAAGGAGCCUCCACAUCAUGUGCCACAUUCCAGUAUUCUGUUGGAUUUCUGCAAUAGUCCUUGAACACAUGCUGAAACAUAAGAGAGAAGAGAUGCCCAAGACUCUGACUGAGAUGUACACACACCUUGUGGUGUUUCAUACCAAACAAAAGAAUGACAAGUAUCUUGGGAAAGAAGAGACAGGUCCACACUGGAAUACAGAGAACAUUCUGUCACUGGGAAAACUGGCUUUUCAACAGCUUGUGAAGGGAAAUAUAAUGUUCUAUGAAGAAGACCUGAAAGAGGCUGGCAUUGAUGUCAAUGAAGCCUCAGUGUACUCAGGAUUGUGCACACAGCUCUUUAAAGAUGAAUGUGGGCUGUACCAGGACAAGGUGUACUGCUUCGUACAUCUGAGCAUUCAGGAGUUUCUGGCUGCUGUAUAUGUGUUCCUCUCAUUCAUUAACAACAAUGAAAAUCUAAUGGUCAAACCUCAAUCAAUGCCCAGUAACUUUUGCGCUGUUCAAAACAAGCAUGAGGUUACUUUCUACAAGAGUGCUGUGGAUAAAGCCUUACAGAGUGAGACGGGAAACCUGGACCUUUUCCUCCGCUUCCUUCUGGGCCUCUCACUGGAGUCCAAUCAGAAGCACUUAGGAGGUCUACUGACAAAGACAAGAAGCAGCUCACAAUGCCAUGAAGAAACAGUCAAGUACAUCAAGGAGAAGAUCAGGGAGAAUCCCUCUCCAGAGAGGUGCAUCAAUCUGUUCCACUGUCUGAAUGAACUGAAUGACCAUUCUCUAGUGGAGGAGAUCCAAAGCUACCUGAGAUCAGGAAGUGUCUCCAGUGAAGAACUGUCACCUGCACAGUGGUCAGCUCUGAUCUUUGUGUUGCUGACUUCAGAAAAGGAGCUGGAUGUGUUUGACCUGAAGAAAUACUCCAGAUCAAAUGAAGGAGUUCUGAUGCUGCUGCCAGUGGUCAAAGCAUCCAAAGCUGCUCUGCUGUCUGGCUGUGGAGUCACAGAGGAAAGCUGUACUUUUCUGGCCUCAGCUCUGAAGUCAAACCCCUCACACCUGAGAGUUCUGGAUCUGAGUUACAAUGACCUGAAGGAUUCAGGAGUGAAGCUGCUCUCUGCUGGCCUGGGGAAUCCCUGCUGUAAACUGGAGACUCUGAGGUUGUCAGCCUGUCUAGUCACAGAGGAAGGUUGUGCUUCUCUGGGCUCAGCUCUGAGGUCAAACCAAUCACACCUGAGAAACCUGGAUCUGAGUCACAAUGACCUGAAAGUGAAGCUGCUCUCUGCUGUACUGGGGAAUCCCCACUGUAAACUGGAAAGUCUGAGGUUGUCAGCCUGUCUAGUCACAGAAGAAGGCUGUGCUUCUCUGGUCUCAGCUCUGAGGUCAAACCCCUCACACCUGAGAGAGCUGGAUCUGAGUAACAAUGACCUGAAGGAUUCAGGAGUGAAGCUUCUCUCUGCUGGACGGAAUCCCCACUGUAAACUGGAGACUCUGAGGCUGUCAGGCUGUCUAAUCACACAGGAAGGGUGUUCUUCUCUGGGCUCAGCUCUGAGGUCAAACCCCUCACACCUGAGAGAGCUGGAUCUGAGUAACAAUGACCUGAAGGAUUCAGGAGUGAAGCUGCUCUCUGCUGGACUGGGGAAUGCCCACUGUAAACUGGAGACUCUGAGGCUGUCAGGCUGUCUAGUCACAGAGGAAGGCUGUGCUUCUCUGGUCUCAGCUUUGAGGUCAAACCCCUCACACCUGAGAGAGCUGGACCUGAGCUACAAUUAUCCACGAGACUCAGGAGUCAGAUUGCUCUCUGCUGGACUGGAGGAUCCACACUGCAGACUGGAGAAACUCAAUGUGGAACAUGGUGGAGAGAAGACAAUGAAACCUGGGCUUAGAAAAUAUGCCUGUGAUCUCACACUGGACCCAAACACAGUAAAUAGAUACCUCUCUCUGUCUGAGGAGAACAGAAAGGUGACAUGGAGGACAAAGGACCAGCCGUAUCCUGAUCACCCAGAGAGGUUUGAGGUCUGGGAACAGGAGCUGUGUAGAGAGGGUCUGACUGGGCGCUGUUACUGGGAGGUAGAGUGGAGUGGGAUAGGGGCUGAUAUGGGAGUGACAUAUAAAGGAAUCAUCAGGAGAGGAAGGGGUAAUGAUAGUAGGCUUGGAUGGAAUGACAAGUCCUGGAGUCUGGACUGCUCUAACAACAGUUACAGAGCCUGGCACAAUAAUAAUACCACCACCAUAGACGUCCCAUCCUCCAGCUCCCACAGAGUAGGAGUGUAUCUGGACUGGCCAGCCGGCACUCUGUCCUUCUACAGAGUCUCUGACACACUGACCCACCUGUACACAUUCCACACCACAUUCACUGAGCCCCUCUAUCCAGGGUUUUAUGUUUGGUAUGACUCCUCAGUGUCCCUGUGUCAGGUGGUCCCUGUGUCAAACACAACAUGAUGUUUCACUCUAAUCCUGGUCCUGUUCAGUAAGACACACUGGAGCAACAAUGUAGAAUAUCUCUCUCGUGUGUAAACAUAUGAUUGUAAACAUUCAUUAACACACACCAUUGAAAUUGACAAACAUUGUCAACUAGAGUCAUUCAUUAAUGUAAUUAAUCACCACAUUGUGUUGUAAUUUAGAAAUCAUUGAUCUUCUUGUUAUUGGACUUCUUGGUGUUUGGAAAUAUUGUUGUCUGUAGACAGUUUAUUUUUAAAAUUCUUGACACAACAGUCAUGUUUCUGUAUAAACUAAAUUCCACUGAAUGAAAUGUACAUGUGACUA